UCAAACACAACGGACGCGAUUGAUCACUCGACUUACUUCCAUCAAUUCUGCGUUUAGAAACACUCUUUAGUCGCUCUUGCAGGGCAACAUUGUUGAUUUGGAGCACCUUUCUUGUCCGAAAUUAAACCACAAAUAUUCAUCAUAGACAGAAUUUCAAUUGAGGUUUUUCGAUAACCCAAAGAGAGACAGUGAAAUUCUUCAUGUAACUCAAAGUGAAAACUCCGCGCAAAGUGCUCAAUAAAGGCAAAUAUACAAGGAAGGAAAACAACUUAAUAGAAAUCUUGCAGAUUUUUAGUGUGAAAGAUGGCCAGAUCGCUGAGUUCCCUCACGUGGGACUACAUAGUGUUUUUCGUCUUCCUGAUCCUGUCAUCCUUGGUGCCGCUAUGGAGCAGAAUAUUUGGCAAGAAGCGAGACAACACAAAGGCCGAUUUUGUGUUUGCCGUGGGCAAAAUCUCCAUUCUGGCCAUGAUGCUGUCCAUUGCCCGCGGAACGCUGGGCGUGAGAGCCUUCCUGGGCUAUCCCAGUGAGCUGUUCUACAGAGGAUCGGCCAUGUGGGAGACGCUCUACGGCAUGGUGACGGCCUAUCCAGUGGUGCUGUACGUCUUCAUUCCCGUGUACUACAGCUUAGGAAUUACAUCAGUCUAUCAGUAUUUGGACCUUCGAUAUAACAGUCGUCUAGUGAGAUGUUUGGCGUCAAUUUCCUUUAUCUUGAGACAAGUGUUGGCUUUGGGAGUCACCGUGUACACACCAAGUGUGGCCCUUAAUACAAUCAUCGGCGUGCCUUAUUGGAUGUCCCUUGUCGGCAUCACGGUCGUAGGAAUACUGUUCACUGUGCUGGGAGGCCUAAAAGCUGCGAUAACCGCUGAUGUAAUUCAGGGUGUAACAAUGAUUGCCAUUUCUGUCGCCAUAAUCAUUCAGGGUAUCUUCGAGACGGGUAGUCCUAAGAAAGUCUAUGACACUGUCAAAGAUGAGGGACGAUUUCAGUUCUUCAAUUUCUCCGGAGACUUCACACUGCGCGUGGACACAGUGUCAGCCUGGGUUGGUCAGUUGUUCAUGUCCCUGAGUCAAUUUGGAUGCCAGCAGAACUUUGUGCAGCGCUACGUGAGUCUCAAGACAUUCGCCGAAGUGAAGAAGACCAUGUUGUCCAACAUUCCCAUGAUCAUCAUCCUGUUCUCGCUCUCGUGGAUCGUGGGCAUGGGAGUGUUCUCCACGUAUGUCAACUGCGAUCCUCUGGCUGCCGGAUACACAAAGAAGAUGGAUGAGAUUCUGCCAUUCUUCGUGGAGGAUAAAUUUGCAUACUUGCCAGGAUUUCUGGGACUCUUCAUGGCCACAAUCUUCAACGGUGCUCUCAGUCUCAGUGUGUCCAACAUCAACUCUCUGGCCACAGUCACUUGGGAGGACUUCCUGUCGCCCUUGCCACACUUCAAGGGUCUCACGGAGAAGCAGGAGGUGAAUACGAUUAAGUUCCUCGGCUGCAUGUACAGCAUCAUCGUGAUGGGUGUGGCUUUCAGCGUGGGACUGCUCUCGGGGGUGAUUGAGAGUGCAAUGCUUAUGACAUCAGUGACUUCUGGACCGCUGUUGGGGGUCUUUCUGCUCGCCAUGAUCUUUCCCAUGUCCAACUGGAAGGGAGCCGCCACGGGCAUGAUCAUGUCCAAUGUUGUCUCCUUUUGGCUUGCUUUUGGAAGCUUCACUGUGAAAUCGUCCCAACCUGUGCUUAUGCCAACAUCUGUCGAUGGAUGCACCAAUCACACAUUCUCUCAGGCCAUCACAAAGUCCUCGUCAUCCUGGCUGGUCAACAAUAUGCCCCUGGAAGUGGGCUGGAACUCAUCUUAUGCCAUCCCAACGACUCCUCCAGCUCAUGAUCCAACCAUCCUGCAGAGCUUCUACUCGAUCUCCUUCAUGUACUGGAGCAUCAUCGGAACCUUCGUGACGGUGUUCGUGGGUGUUGUCGUGAGCUGGUUGACUGCGUCCAGUGACGAUGUGUACGACUCGAAUCUUCUGUUCAAGCCAGCAUUUAACUUCUCAAAGUGGCUGCCCGGCAAGGCGCGCCAAUACAAAGCCAUGCCCAGCAAGACUGCCCCGGAAAAGUGCUUGAAGGUGAAUCUGCCCACUGAGAAGGACAAUCUGGGAUUUGAAAUUGAGGAAGGUGCAGAGCUGGGAAGCCACACGAAGAGAGUGAAUGGCUUCACAACAGCCACAAUUGAGGAUCUCAACAAGAUAGACACGGUGAAUGAGGAGAAUUUGCCAUCAAUGAAUAUCGUAAUUGAUAAGAAUGCGAAGAAAGAGACGGGAAAUGGCCUAGAAUCUGUUCAGAUUAAGAGUUUAGUCGUCGAUAACAAGAUGUUUUCACCAAAACCGGUGGAAAUCUACAAGCGCAUCGAUGAGAAUGAGGUCUGAUGUGAAUCUCUUACAAUGAUUCACAAUCUAUGCA
Phlebotomus argentipes is the source of this 2431-nucleotide messenger RNA. RefSeq names its product sodium-coupled monocarboxylate transporter 1. NCBI's taxonomy places the organism in Eukaryota, Metazoa, Arthropoda, Insecta, Diptera, Psychodidae. Gene Ontology annotation, biological process: sodium ion transport; transmembrane transport. The coding region runs from base 304 to 2397 and encodes 697 amino acids. The record is from RefSeq and is a predicted model, not a curated record. Gene Ontology annotation, cellular component: membrane. The transcript has 6 exons. Gene Ontology annotation, molecular function: symporter activity.